UAAAGAAGAAUAACGGUUAUAACAACUAACGUAUUUUACUCCUGACUUUUAACGCCAAUAUGCCGAAUAAAUUUGGCUCUGAGAGAACAAACGGAAUGGUAUCUUUGGGCGGUCCGUCCGUAAGCUGCUCACGUUUGCGGCAAAUCCAAGCUCUGCUGAAGACUAAUGGGGAUGCAGCUCCAGAUGGUAUCCUCUGCUCACUGGGGAUUGACAGCCGCUAUAACGAGGGCUGCAGUGAGCUGGCUGACUACCUUUUCUUUGGACUGUAUAAACACAGCCACGAGCCGCUUCCUGACGACUUUCCUGAGGAGGUGCUAGAUGAUGUGAUCAUUCUCAUUAAGGCAGAGAGUGUGCACCUGUACUGUAACCCUGUGAAUUAUUGCUACCUUCUGCCGUACUUUUCCCACUGGAGAAAUCUGCACUUGCACUGCAUGACUGAGGCAGAGUACGAGGAUGAAGAAUCUGCAGAAGAAUUUAAAAUCUCCAGUUUCGUUUCCAUGGUUGAGGACUGCUGUUGCAUCGGAAUACCCUACAGCUCUCGAAGCCAUGUGCAGAAGUUUGAUAUGUUCAUGUUAGAGAAGUGGCCUAUUAUUCAGGCUUUUGCUCUGGAAGGAAUUGGAGCUGGAUGUUUUUUCACCAUGAAAUAUAAGCUGACUGAUAUGAGCGAGCAGCUUUGGAAGAUUUACAACAGACAGGACCCAGUGUCUUUGGAAUAUCUGAUUAAUGAGGAUUUGCUUUCAUUUAAGAAGCAGUGGAGUUGCUUGUUUUCCAGUAUAAGUGUAGAAAGCACACUCUCCAUGCAGGAGAUGUCCGAGGCUCAGACUGCAGAGCCAUUCAGAACAUAUUACUCCCAUGGUCUCAUCUCAAGUAAUUUCACAGAUAAAAGUAAAAGCCGACAGCCAUUCAUGUUAUUUGGGAGUCACUCUUCAAAAGAGGAUCUGGAUAGCUACUGUUUCACUUUUCCCUCUGAGGCCCACCAGGUGCGCAACACUGGGCCUCGGGGAUGUGCUGCCAAACACAUGGUACUUCAGUGUGUGGAUCCUAAGGGCCCACUGGCCUGCUCAAGGACAUAUUUUUUUGGCAGCACUCAUGUGCCAUAUUUGGAACAUGAUGCUAACACCCAGCAGUCAAAGACUGAAGUGCUGCUGCUGACACAAAUUUAUGCAGCUGCUGUUCAGUCUGUGCUGGCAGGAAUAAAAUGUUUCUCCAUCAACUCCAGUGCUAGAAAGGCAAAGGAUGUAGCAGAACAAACAUUUCACCUGGCCUUGGAAACCUUUGGGUUGCUUCAGUACAGAAGUGCUCUCAGGUCCAAAGUGGAGUUUAGCAUCCAGGCUGUAAACAAUAAGGGCAGAGUUAUAGCUCUUAAUGAGGAGUGCAGCCGAUUUAUUGUAAAAACUGCAUCUAUGGUAGUGUAUGAUAUCCCUGAUCUUCUGUGGGGAGGAGGGGACCUGGGAUCUGUGGUAUUCUCAGAAUCCUUUAUAGAGUCCAGCAUCCACAUUCAGCAGAGAGAUGGCGCUCUCUCUUCCAACAGCUGUUUUACUGUCCUUACCUCGUCAGUCCCACGCUACUGCUGCUGGAUGGUGGAUGAGUCUGAUGUAAAAUUGUCUGAGCAGGCUCUGCAUCUGCUAAAGGAGGAGAAUAAAACAUGUUUGGGUGUUCCCUUAACAUCAAAAGAUUCAGCUCAGCUGUUCUCCAAUAGUCUACUCUCCACACCUGAAGAAGUGAAACUGGUGUUUUUCUCAGAGGGUUUACUUAUAGUCCAUCCACAUUAUGGCACAAUUACAAUCUUCAAAGACCACAUCUGCAAAAUUAAAGUCUACAAUGAGGACUCUAGGUCUGCUGCAGCCUUGCUGUUUAUUGAGUACAGGAGCACUCUGCAACCACAUCUUCCGUUUCCUCUACACAGUGCUGACUGCUGUUUGGCUAUUGCUCUGAUGCCUAAAUCCAAGACCUACAAAAAUCUUUACCUACAGGUCCUGCAGGUUUGGAAUAAACCUGAUUCAGGGCUUCAGGUGCAGCAUGUGGCUCAUGACCAGCUGAGCGUGGACCAGAGGAGCAUGUAUUCCAGAUUUCUUGCGCUCUAUGAAGCACACAGUUCAUCUGCUCCUAAUUCAUCUGCCCCAAAUCCCAUACCAGCUUUGAUGACUGCUUAUCCAGAGCUGCCAGACCUGGACAGGUUUUUGGAGCAUUUUGCUAUCAGCAGUAAUAUCUGUAAAGAGUCGGUCUGCAGUGACCACGUAGCAGCUUUGCUCCCAAGCACACACCCAACACCAGCUGCUCUGGAGUCUGUACAAAAGGCUGUCCUGUACAUUAUUACAGGUUUACCAGGCAGCUAUAAAGAGGAAUUAUGUCAAUUUCUGGUAGAGGUAAAUCAAGAGUGGGAUAGUUGGGAGGUAUACCACUCUGACCUGGAUUCAGAAGGUCUUUGUGUGCCACAUCUUCAAGGGUUUCUGAGUAGCCUUGUUGCCAAAUUAAGUGAGCAACAUUUGAACAGAACAAGAGUACUACUGCUGACACCAGGAUACACAGAUGUGUUAGAUAUGAUUCAAGCUGUAAUAUGUCAUCCUGACCCACAAGUUCAGAGCAGAAUGUGUGUGGGUGCUGUUACAGCCUGUGUCAACCCUCAAACCUCCUUCAUGGAACACAGGCUUCUCUUCCCCAAACUGCUUGAGCAGUGCAGUCAGGGUGCAGUUAAUAAUGUGGUGUUUACGGGUUUGACUGCUGAGCAGAAGCAUCCUUUGUUGAAAUUCAUGCAGCAGUUGAUUCGUUCAGCGAAUCCCAAUGCAGCAUUUAUCCUAGCCGAGAGAGGAGUUGUAUCCAGAAAUGAGGAUAUGCGGCUGAUUCUGAGUGACAGAAGUUUCAACCAGCCCCAGAUGAUAAAGGGCAGAUAUCUGCUUUAUCCUGGCUGGUGGAAAGGCAGGUUUGGGUCUGGCUGUGGAUCUGUUUCCAUGUCUCAACAUAGUGUGCAGUUCAACCGCCCAUUAGAGAGAAUAUUAUUCCUGCAGCACUGCAAAGGAUUAAAGUCGUCCUUCAGAGGAAGCCCUUUCACAGGAAACAUCUAUCACAUCAGUGGGAAAGUGCUCUUCUCUGACAGUGAGAGGUUGAUGGAGGUGAGCUAUAACACCAUCAGUGGGAGUGUGACGGUGGCCCCUGAUCAGCAUACCUCCCCUAACUCCAAAUUUAAACACAGCUGUUACCUAGUCUUCCACGGGGUAGGACUUACCCAGGAGGGCCUAAAAGACUGGCUCAGGCAGUGUGCUAAACAGAAACUGCCAAAGAAAAUAAAGAAGACCAAGAAGACUCUUACACCACAGGAGAUCAGAAACAUCCACAUAAAGAGGCACCUGGAUCCACUUCCUCCUGGCUACUUCUAUAAUGGCUAUCAGUUUGUCAGUUUCUUUGGAGAGAAACAGAAUUUCCAUCCUCUAAUGGACCAGUUUAUAGAGGAGUAUCUACAGGAGGCUAAUGAAGAGAUUGAGUGCUUUAACAGAGAGGUGGAUCUGCACGCACACUUCGAUCUCUUUGAAUAGAGCACAUCCUCUGUCCACUUUCUAACUGGAUGACUCCAGUCCAGAAUCGGCCAUUCACAAUACUUAUCACCUGAUAUCAGCUGAGGAAGUAAGACAACAAAGGAGUGAAGUGUUGGCCACUUUAUUAAAACCACUCUGCAGUGUAAGAAAUAUGAGAUUAUCACCAAGCUCUCCACCACUCCCUAUUUUUCUGUAUGUAUCUCCAUACAAACGUUGUAUUGGUAAAUAAGCACAUCUGGUAUAUAAUGCUGGUAUGCUUUUACUGUGGUAUAUAAUGGUACCACAGUAAAAGCACAGGCAGUGAUAAGAAUUGCUGUAAGACUGUAUUUAAGAGAAAAUCCACUCUUAAAGACUUAAAAUCUUUAUUAUUCUGUGAAAAAUUAUUGCCUCUCAGUGGCAUCCAAAAUGUAUUUUAGGUUUUUUCCCAAUUUUUCAAACAUUUUAUUAACAUGUUCUAAUUUCACUUGAGCUAUUUUUAAUGUUACCCACAGUGCCAUUCUACUGAACUCUGAUAGCUUGCUAACCAGCAAAAUAGGUUAUUGACUGCGUCCCCUAAUUCAGCUUGAUUAUUAAACAGCUGAAUACAGCUGUUCAUUACACUAGCCCACCACCACUGAGCUCUGGGUUCAAAUCUCAGCUGUGUUAUCGGGAAAUGCAGAAGUGCAACAGUAAACAUCUAAUUUAAUAUCAACUUUUUUUUUUUUUUUUACAUUUUUAUCAAUGGCUUUUAGCUGGUCAGGGUCACAGCAGGCAGGUUUGUUUCCACCAGGAAACACUAGGCAGGAAUACCUUAGACAGGGUGCCAAUCCAUUACAGUGCCUCAGCCACCCCCCCCUCCCCAGACAUAGUCAAUAAUAUCUGUGCAGAUGCCCAGCACAGUGCAAAGUGCUUCUUGACAUUUCCAACCUUGAGUAAGUACUAAUUACUAAAGCUUUGACCAAAAAAGUAUCUUUGACCAAGAAAGUAUCUCUCUUAAAUCUGUCUUCACACAUUGUGUGUUUUGAGUGUUACUGAGGCACAGCUAAUACACAGUCAAGUCUUGAGCCUGAUCCAAAUUCUUCACUUUAUUUAUAGGAGUUUUUAGUUUCUGUAGUUAACUAUAUACUGACUGUACAGAUAUACGUUUUACUGGCUGUACAGAUAUACAGUGCGCUGAGAUUCCAGUAGCAUGGACAUGGUUUCAGUGCUUGGAUUCUUGCUGAAUGCUAAUAUAGAGUGUCAGCAGGACCAAACUCACACUAACAAGAAAAGCCUCAGAAGCCCAGUAGAGUGCAGAUGGGGAGACAGAUGUGAAGCUUCAUCAGUCUCUAAACCCCAGCUGUGGAGCUAUGGUGAUCAUCUCUAAUCUUCUGCAGAGCUUUGACAACCAGUGGUAUCUAGCCUGAAGUGGUCAAGCACAAAAAGCAUUCCAUUUGGGGGUGGUUUUAAAGGGGGUAAAAGGAUUAAGGUAAAAGGCAAUGAUCACACCGAGUGUUACGGGACACACUUAUUGGAUUGAGUGAUAUUGGCUUAGAAUUGAAGGUUGUGUUUGUGUCUGAGUGAUGUGUAGCAGUAAUGUAGAGACCUGUCUCUAACUAUAGCAUUUAUAAUAGAGUCACAUAAUAACCUGCUCUGACUAACCUAUUAUUUAUGUAUGUAUAUUAGAGCCUGUAGGGGGGGAAUCUAAUCUGUCAUGCUGUUCGCAGACAGAUUUAGCUCUUCACCUGGGGUCUCGUUCCUCUAUGCAUGUUUACUCUAACUAAAUACACACAGCAGGAGACAAGCAGUGUCGCUCCAAAACAUGAAAUCUCAUAUUUGACCUUGUCUGUAAGAGGAGUAUUAGAAAUGCAGUGUAGCACCUUUGAUGCUUAUUACACUGCUAAAGAGACAUUAAAAAGGAGAGGGGGGGGCUUCCCAAAACUUUAGACACUGCUGCUCUUCUCUGUGCUGCAGAAAUACUGUAAAAGGUAUGUUUGUGGAAUUUUAUACAGAUGUUAGCACUCUGUGGACGCGUAUCACUCUCACCUGAUGCAGCAUGGGUCACAGCUUUAUGGUCAUUGAUAUGCUAGAAAGGUAUGUUAAUGUUGCUGUUGCUAUGGUGAUUUACAAUAUAGUAAACCUGCUACCAUCACCAAGGAAUCAUAUGUACCUUGCUAGAACACAAACUAAAGCCUCUUUAACAUUUCAAACAGUUACGUUUUUGUUUUGACACAGUCAUUUUCCAGGUUGUUUGCUUUUACAAAGACCUGUUACUCAAAAGACACAAUCAUUUAUACUUUUAAACAUUUCCUAGUUACAAGACCGCAUUACAGGACUGCUGUUCAGUUAAAUACAUAUUUUAAGUUCUCACUCUGUGCAAAAAGUUGAAGUCUUGUAUUUCUAAAUUUAUUUAUUCAGUUUUACGUUCAGGAUAGCUUUUACGUCACUGUGAGCUAAUCAACAUUUUUUUUAUUUUGUUGUCAUUAACUUCUUUAACCUGGUCAGGGUUGUGGUUUGUUUACACCAGGGAACACUGGGCAGGAAUACCUUGGACAGGGUGCCAAUCCAUUAUAGGGCCUUAACCCCCCUCCCUUUUCUUCAGACAUAGCCAAUAAUGUCUGUGCAGAUGCCCAGCUGGCUGAUAGCCAGGACCUUGGAUCUCAGUGGUGGUGGGUAGCGUAAUAGACCACUGCACCACACAAGCACAUAUUAACUCGUUUUCCAUUCUGGAUAAAUUUACGUCCCUGUGGGUUAAUUUGUUAGACCAGAAAUGUAUAUACAGAAUUUAUAUACACACAUCGCUACUGGAGGAAGGGAACACCAGGGUUCCAAAAGGUCCUUCCUCAACUUGUGUUAUUAUAAUUAUGAUUAAAAGCUCUUCCUGACAUGUCGACCCAAAACUUCCACAGUGGUUAAAUUGCGUCCAGGUCUGAACUAGAAAAUGCUGUUGCAAAUAAUUGACUAACAAGUAUCGAACCUGUAUGCCCUUGUGCCAUGUCGAUAGGGCAUUCCAAAAGUAUCACUUCCGUCGGGUUAAAAAUGUUACAUGAUAUUCUUCAAGUUUUAAGGCAAAAUAUAGUGACCCCCCCCAUUGUCUGGUUUAAAAACUCAUUUAAGAUACUGCUGUGUUUAUUUCUACAUAGAUAUGUUACAUUCCGUAACUGCUGUUUGCAAUUGGCAUAACUAUGAUUCAUUCAUUCAUUGUCUUACCACUGCUUUUUCCUGAUCAUUGAGCAAAAGGCAGGAAACACCCCAGACAGGGAGCUAGUCCAUCACAGGGCACACACUCACACUUAAGGCAACAUGUAGACGCUCCAGUUGCCCUGACUUUAUGUCGUAACACCUGGGGGUAACCCACACGGACACAGAGAAAACAUGCCAACUCCACACAGAAAGGACCCUGGCUUUUCUUGCUGUGAGGCAACUGUGCUACCCACUGUACCACCAUGCUGCCCAACUUUGCUUGAUGGUAUAAUCAGUUCAGAUGUCCUGUGCUUACAAUGAGUUGACUCUAAUGUUUUCUCCUGUUGUCUGAUUACUGCAGUAAUGUUUUAAACGGCUCACCUCAGUAGGUUACGGCGCAGUGUAUGAGCUGACCCAGUAGUUAAUAGGUAAUUGUACACCCAAGUAAUUGCUAUUAGUCUACCUGGGACAUUUCUGUGUCAAAGUGCUUAUAGUGGAGUUAAAGGGGCUUUAGUGGGUUCCACCUACCAUGCAGUAUGUCUGCAUGCAUUGUGAUAAACUCGGAUGUGUCUUUACUAUGCACUAAGGCAAAAGCAGACUAGCUCCUGUCACAUUGAUUGACAGAAUCUUUGCGCUGAGCUGUCAGAGCUGAGUUACACAAUUGAUGUUGCAUUACAGACACACUCAGUAUCAGAGUGGUGUCAUUAUCAGAAUGAUGCUCAGCUCUGCAGCUGUCCUGGGGCUGCGGGGUUCUGUAACAAGUAUUAAAUCUAACGCAGAGUAGCAGGUCAUUUUUGCACAUUCUUUAUGUGUGUGUUAAGAUUUCUUACUGAGUUCUGUUUAUACCAUUAUAAAUGCCUUUCACCAAACUGGUACUACAAAGAAAAAAAAUUAUUCUAUUUUGCAUAUUUAAAUAAUAUUGAAUUACCUAGAAAACGAACAUGUAUUUUUAUAAGGCUGUGAAUUUAAAGUGCAGCUAAACCUGGGCAGAGAUUCCACUCUUGUAUUGAGUUAUUUUAGAGGAUUGGGCGAAAAGCUGCCGCUAAAGUGCCUUGGUCGAGAGAGCCAGGCAGAACUGAGCACCAGUGUUGGUGAAAGGAUAAGCUGAGUGUUUGUUUUAUGUGUGAAGGGUUAGGAGGAUGCUGGCUGGCAGGAGGGCACUGGAGGGCAGCAAUGCAAAACUAUUUAGACAAAGACAGCUAAGUGUCAGAGCAAAGCAUAAGCCUGGAUUAAAAUGACAUUCUAGGUCUUUUUAAUACAAAUGAUUUAACAGUUGAAUGAAUGAAUACAGAUUUGGGAGUGGAGUCCUUUUUAUUCUUCUUUUGGAGACAGGACUCGACUGAAGCCCUCCAGUCUGCUUUAGCUACUGCCUGCUGGAUUUCCUCUGAUUGCUGUUCCUGUAGAGCUGAGGUUAGAGGACUAAACAGAGUUUUGCGUCAAAGAAAAAAAGCUAUACGUUACAAAAACGUAGAUUGGUUGAAUUAAGAUAUUUGUAUGGGUUUUUUUUAUUUCAUACACUUACAGUUAACAUCAGUAUUCCAAAGGCCAUCUCCUGAAUUAAUUGUCUCAAUUUUGGCCUGCUGUGAAACAAAAUUAUUUAGCAAUAUGUUAAACUGAGGACUUGUUUCUUACCAUAGGCUCUUUCUCCCUGCCAUAAACCACUUUGAAGUCGGUUAAUUGCAAAAUAAGAAGUAAAUCUGCUCCUUGAAAUGAUUAAAUAUUCUCAGGUAUUGGGCAACACCAAAAAUGAGCUGCUUUUCACAGUUGACACAGACAUUAUUGGGCUAAUAAGGUUCCAACUGAUGCUGAAAGGAGCUACAUUUAAAAAGUAAAAAAAAAAAAAUAGCAGAAGUGAAAGGGCUAAUGCAUUUAAGUUCUGCUGAAAAAGGUUUGAUUAGAGAAAAAUUAAUUUCUUAAUGAGCAUGGUUGAACACAUGCCCAUAUGUUCUAGCUCUGGACGAUGUAGUAUAUAACUUUUACCUCAGAAAACACAAUGUUUGGAAUUCAUAAUAUUUUUUACAUUAAAAAACAAUUUUAGACCAUUGUUCUUAUUUAGUGCCAAAAUGUUAUUUAAGGGGUUUUACUAAAAUUGUAGUAAUUGUGUGGAAUUUGCACAAAACUGCUAUAACUCUUGUUUUCUCCUGUAACUGAUGAUUUUUAAAAUGUAUUUGUUGUAUUUUUGAGACUAAAUAAUCCAUUAAAGUGUUUUAAAUCUGA
Molecule: messenger RNA, 8888 nt
Organism: Trichomycterus rosablanca
Lineage: Eukaryota; Metazoa; Chordata; Actinopteri; Siluriformes; Trichomycteridae
Gene: dnaaf9
Product: dynein axonemal assembly factor 9
Exons: 37
Coding region: 60-3530 (1156 amino acids)
Source: RefSeq, a predicted model, not a curated record